Molecule: messenger RNA, 1341 nt
Organism: Eruca vesicaria subsp. sativa (arugula)
Lineage: Eukaryota; Viridiplantae; Streptophyta; Magnoliopsida; Brassicales; Brassicaceae
Source: the annotation of a GenBank genome assembly
AUGACUGACGACAACUGCUCCCACAGCCACAACUCGCCCAACAACAAAAGAACCGACAGCAACUCACCACAAGACUUCGCCCCAGAAAAAACUUCACAGCUCCAACCUUCCCCAUCUGGCACACCGGAUUGGUUGAUGACUCCGAAGUCCCCAUCUAUCAUUUACCGGUCCACCAUCUACGAUGCAGCUGAUCAUCCUAACAGCCUCCCUUUUCACCACCUCCAAUAUCAAGGUCUUCAAAUCUUCGAGCCCAUCAGUCCUGAGCCUUCUCCACUGAAUAAUGUUGAUCCUUCUGCACUGAAUACUCCCCGAUACGACACGUCGUCUCGCCGAGAUCCACCACUACACCAAAUUACAACCGAUACUUCUCCAAAUAAGAGCAGCGGCUUCGCUGAACAUGCCCACUCUGUCAAUGCCUUCGCUGCUACCGCUACAUCAAAACCACUUUCAUCUCCUAUCUUUGAUCAGAGCCAGGAGGAUUUUGUUGACGUGAGCGACUCCUCCCCGGCGAGGCCCACUCCAAUGCAUCAGCCAUCAGCUGAGGAAUGCCAGCUCGCUGCAGAACUCUUGAAACAAGCUCCUGAUCCAGUCCGGUCACUAUUUGCUCCGCUUCCACAGACUCUGUGGGAAGUCUUCUUCUCCGUUCUUCAAUCCAAGAAGCAAGCGCUUCACAUCACUCCAUCUAAAUUUGACUUCUCUGACAAAUUCAUCCUUGAAAUAGCGGAGCCCCAGAACUGGAUCACUACAUUUGGUUACAGAUCUGAAACUAUUCUCCGCCUCUCUUCUUGCGAGCAACAUCUCCUCUGUUUUAUCAUGUCGAGCUCGUCGUCUUCUGGGUUAGGGAUCUCGUCCAAACGGUCUGUAUACGGCAUCCCCAAAAAAUGUUGGUGUGGAAAAGGUCUCACCAUCUGGGGGUCAAACACAAAGGAGAACCCAUUUCGCAGAUUUUACCGUUGCGAAAUCUCUUUACAGAGGAAAUCCGAGUCCCACCUCUUCAAAUGGGAAGACGGAGCAAUACGUGAUGAAGUUAGAAUGGUGGAAGCUAAACUCUCUGAUCUCGUCCACGACUUUAAGUCCCUCUUGAAGUCCGUUGUUGAACAGCUUGACUCACACAAGACUUGGCUAGAUACUCUCGAGGUUCACAUGAUUUCUAAGGUCGCUGAACACAUGUUGAAAAUGGAGGAAGCUAUGGUUGAAGCUUCCAGACAACUCAAAGAUGACAUGGAUGCUACUCUCAGUUCUAACACAGCACAACUCAUCAACAAUGGACAUGGUCACAACUUUGCAGUUGCCGUUGCUAUCGUAGGAGCUACCGCAUGCCUUUAUUGGAAGCUCCUCUAA